AAAGUGUGUUUGCGAUCGUAGCUAUUUUGUUUUAGCUUUCUUUUAGUAUCAAAAUCCAAAUGAAAUCUGUACAAGCCCUUUCACUACUCACCCUGCUGGCCUUAGCAGUGACGGGUGACAACGAUCUCGAUACAAAGUGCGGGAAAAAUGAGGUGUGGGACGAUUGCGCAAGUUCUUGUCCGGAUAUAUGUUUCGAGCCACCGGCCGAACUUUGCGAUAAAAAGUGCAAUAUUGGUUGUUUCUGUGAGAAAGGAUACGUUCGCGAAUAUUUGGAUGGCGGUAAAUGCGUUCGCCCUGACACCUGUGAGUCUAGGUUAACUGGAAGAACCACUUUACACGAUCAAAUCCAAAUGAAAUCUGUCUCAGCCGUCUUCCUACUUACCUUUUUGGCGGUAGCAGUGAUGGCGGACGAUGCCGAUCAAAAGUGCGGUACCAAUCAGGUCUGGCAGGAAUGCGGACCCGGAUGUCCGCGAUACUGUUUUGAACUAGACGAUCAAGCGUGUAAUUCUGCUUGCAAGGCUGGUUGUUUCUGUAAUGAAGGAUACGUUCGUGUUGAUAAGGAUGGUGGGGACUGCGUUCGUACUGAGUUGUGUGCAUUUAGUUGCAGGGACGAUCCUCCCGUCUCUUAACUUAAAGCGACAGUGCAGACAUUACUUUGUGAUCAACAUUGUUCUACCUCCUAUUGUUAUUUAUGCUCCUGUA
Messenger RNA from Anopheles coluzzii, 702 nucleotides. Its product is annotated as SCO-spondin-like. Bases 60 to 629 code for a protein of 189 amino acids. The transcript has 4 exons. The record is from RefSeq and is a predicted model, not a curated record. Lineage: Eukaryota; Metazoa; Arthropoda; Insecta; Diptera; Culicidae.